Molecule: messenger RNA, 1827 nt
Organism: Malassezia vespertilionis
Lineage: Eukaryota; Fungi; Basidiomycota; Malasseziomycetes; Malasseziales; Malasseziaceae
Gene: HRD1
Product: RING-type E3 ubiquitin transferase
Exons: 1
Coding region: 1-1827 (608 amino acids)
Cellular component (GO): cytoplasm
Molecular function (GO): zinc ion binding
Source: RefSeq, a predicted model, not a curated record
AUGGCACGUACAAUCAGCGUCACGACGUUGGUCCACCCACCCGUGCUUGCGCUGUACAGCGCAGGUAGUGCUACGGCAUUGGGGGCGGUUCUUCUCAAGGCCGGUCUGGAGCAGCCGGAUUAUUUUUCAGCGGCGACGUGGAUCGCCAACAGCAAUGGCUGUUUCCUCAUCUUGUUCAACUUUGUCUUUUCCGUGCUGCUGCUUUGCGGACGGCUCAUGCAAUGCAUUUUGUUUGGACAGCUGCGGCGCACAGAGCUGGAAAAGUUUACGGAGAUGCUGGGCUUUCAACUCUUUGACGUAUUCCUUACCUUGACGUUGUUUCCGAUCAACUUUAACUUACAGUACGUGGCCUUGGCGUGCAUCUUUAAGUUUGUCGAGCUCUUCCAUUUGCUGGCCAGCAUUCGGAUCGAGCAAAUGGGCCAGAUGCAGUCGUUUACGCGCCUCUUCCAUGUACGCAUGCUCGCCCUCUUUUCUUGGCUCGGCGCUGUGGACGUCUUUUUGGCGUUUGUCAUGACGCUGCUCACUGCACAGGAUUUCGGCCCGGGCAGUUUUAUGAUUUACAUGACUGCCUCUGCAUUUCUCGAAACAAUUCAUCUUGGCGCGCUGAUGUGCAAGUACGCAUGCGAGUGCUACGAACAGUCACAGGAGGAGCUGUGGCACGAAAAGAGCCGCUAUUUGUUCUACAUCGAUCUUGUCUCUGACUUGCUCAUGUUUUUAACCUACCCUGCAUGCUAUGGCCUGUUUAUCUUGUUUAGCUCGUCGGGUGCACCAUUUUUCUUGCCAUUCAGUGCAACACGCAACUUUUCCUUGCUGGGCUUUUCGCUCUACAAAAAGGUGCGCGAGCUGCUGCGGUUCCGCGCAGCGACACGCGAUAUGGAGAACAGGUACCCAUCGCUUACCUACGACGAGCUCGAGGAAAUGGGCGACAGGACGUGCAUCAUCUGCCGCGAAGAGUUUGUCAUUGCCGCGCCGGCAGACACGGAAAGCGCACCGCUGGAUGCAAAUAGCGUGCCGAAAAAGUUGGGUUGCGGGCAUGUAUUUCAUUUCAGGUGCUUGCAUUCAUGGCUGGAGAGACAGCAAAGCUGCCCGACGUGUAGGCGCAGUGUACUCGAGACCAGUGCGGGGCCGAGCGUGCCGCAGGGGGAAGCGACACAGCCACAAGGCACUCCAGCACCAGGAGGCGCCACAGAGGGAACAAGUUCACCUGCUGUGCCGCCCACAGCAUCGAGCGAGCAUCACGCGCCGCACCAAGCAAGUGCACACGAAGAAGCUUUGGCUUCGCCACUUGCAUCGCUCAUGGCCCGCUUUGGACAGCCGCUCGUCAACGCCGAGCCCGUCGUACGUACCUCACCGACCACGCCUUUGCCUUUGACCGUGCAUGGUCUGCUCGACAAGUUAGAUCCAAGCAGGGUUUCAUCACUGCCUGAGGAAGUAGCAACGCAGGCCGCGCCACAAGAAGAGCCUGCCGAUGUGCGCGACGCUCUUCGACGUGCAACACUGGCGCGCUUUGCCAACGCACCGGCACCCAAGCCAACUGAAUCGGCACCGCAAGAUCCUCUACUGAUUCCCCUCUUUGACCCCGUUUCCGUCCCCGACUUUUACGAAAAGGCACAGCAGUUGCCGGACGCACUUGCCGACUGGGUCCCUCUUGCACAGAUACCCCACUCCGCGUCCUUUGAGGCAGGCGAAAUUGAUACCCAACUGCGUGAGCGAUUACGUCUUUUGCAAGACACGCAGUCCGUACUGAACGACUCUAUUUCGAAAUUGCACACGGCGCUUGCAGCCUCGGCGGCGGAAAAAGGGAAGGAGAAGGCGCAUGAUGCAUAG